Messenger RNA from Pocillopora meandrina, 14299 nucleotides. The record is from the annotation of a GenBank genome assembly. Lineage: Eukaryota; Metazoa; Cnidaria; Anthozoa; Scleractinia; Pocilloporidae.
UAUUUUAAAGUUUGGUAGUUUUACGGUUCAGAUCCAACUCCAUUUGAGCUCUUUAUCCAAAAUUAUUUUCAUAUUUGGUUUUAAAUGACGUUUUUGCCUAUGCAACUUAAAGAAGCGGCAGAAAUCGAUAGAAUAUCUGAAUCACAAACAAAGAGAUAGCGCCAGUCAUCUUUUUGACUUGCUUCCUGUGUUGUGAAUUAUUCCCCACAUGAUUUGGUAGAUAGUUUAAUUUACGAAAACGUGCGGCAAGUGAAGCAAGAUAAGGAUGGGGAAGCCAAAGAAAGGGAAAAAGAAGGACGCUGAUUGGUAAGAAUAACUUCAGUAAUUUUUUACUUGAUGUACUUUUUGUCACGUGUUUCAGAGUGAUUAUUGUAUAUUGCCUUUGCUUUUCAAUAACAUCUGAAACAUCAAAUUAUUCUGACAGUUUCGCGACCAAGACAGACAUCAGUUCAUGAUUGGGUCAUGAAGGCAUCAGCUGAUGAUUGGUCUAAUUUCUAUUGACUAUAUGCUAACUAUUAUUAGUUGGCUAUCAAUUAACCUUUAAACUACCAUGAGUGACCGAGACAGAAUUUCUCCUUACAGCAUCAAUAUGAAUUCAAGCAGACAAGUGACAAGAAUAAGGAAAUUAUCAACUAGGGAAUUAUUAAUUGAUUUAUUACUAAAUUAUCUGAACCAAAAUCAUCAGAAUAAGACAUUUUACAGCUGUGUACUCAGUUGCCAUGCCUUUAAUUUGGAGUGAGGCUGAAGGUGACCAUGUUUUGAUAAAGACCAGUAUCUAUGACUGUAAAUAUAUGAAAAUCAUAUGUGUGAACUGCAGUUUAAGAAAUGAAUCUGCAAGCAAUCUUCACAGUUAUGAACACAACUUAAGCAGUAGUGAAAAUAAGGCCUGAAAAAAAGCCAGGCCUGAAUUUGAACAUGACCUCUGUAAUAAUAGUGCAGUGCUCUACCAACUGAGCUAAAAAACUACCAUUUUCAGGGAGGAUGAUGUGCUCAAUGAUCUUGAAUCAUUAAAGGAGGACGGACUAGACAAAGAAAAUGGUGCAAGUGAACCUAAGGUAAGAUGCUUUAAUUAAAUGGCAAUCUGUUUCUAUUUUUUAAAACAUUCUUUUGAAAAGUACAACUUUCAUUUGUAAUAAACAGUUAUAACCCAAAUAUGGGUUGUCCAUGUCUCAUAAUGCAGUGAGUAAUUUGUGGCUUUUUUGUAAUUUUACUUUGGAAUGGUUUUUACAAGACUUUCUAUAAUAUGCAGAAUUAUGCACUCAUUUUGAUUGGUCCUUAUAAUCUAUUGGAGAAUAGCUGCAUGAAAGACAUCACCAUUAACAUUUUUUUGCUUCUUUAUUACAUGAUGGUAAUACGACCAAGUGGGGUCCAAUUCAGUCUGUAAUCAUAAGAGUGAUUAACAAAAUUGGAUGACCACAAUGUGGGAGUCAAAUUUGUCAAUCACAAGUAUGAUUACAGACAGAACUGGACAACUAGAAGUCCUGUUACCAAUUAAUCAUAACCAUUACAAUUUCGGAAAACAACAAAUACAUUUUGGUCAAAUAUCUAUGGUAGAGACAAUGUCCUGAGUAAAAAUGAUUCUCUAUUUUAGAAAUUCCGCAAUUUUUUUCAGGAUUAGUGGUUGUUGCUAUGGUUGUUGUAAUUAAUUCUGUGAAUGGUGAAUUUGGCUGAGUGGACUUAGUAUGAUUGGCUACUUCAACUGUCUGAUUACAGCCAACUGUCCGAUUACACAGUCUGAUUACAGCUCUACAGAAUGAUUAGUAAAAAAUAAAGCAGCUAAUGCACCAAUCACAUUUGAGGAAAUUGUAAUGGUUGUUAUUACAAAAGAAAUAGAUUCCAUGUUGCUGUGGGUCUGUUCAGUAAUAAAUCACAGAUGCUUUCAAAAUGUGGUAAGAACAUUAGUGACACUUUUUGCUACACCUUAUGCACUACUUUGUCGUUCUUCAUUUUGAUGCCAUCUGUGAUCUAUUAUUGAACUGAUGCAUGGCAAUGUAAAACCUAUUUGUUAGUUUGAUUUGUAACUUGUGUGUUUCCUUAGGGAAACAAAAAUGCUGGUGGUAGGUUUCAAGGUCUUGAUAUUGAAGAUGAUGGGGUCAUGGAAGCUGAUGGAAAUGACGAUGAAUUGGAAACAGUGACAAGUUCAAAGAAAAAUAAGAAAGACAAAAAAAAGAAACAAGGCGAAACUGAAACAGAAAUUGAACAAAUUGCUUCCAAGGACGAUGGCAAAAGUGAAAAUGAUACUUUGGAGACAAAUAAUGAUAAUGAGAUUUUCGAUGAACCUAAUGUCACCACAUCUAAAAAGUCCAAGAAGAAAAAGAAAGACAAAAAGGAUUUUGACUUUGAUUUGGAGGAAGAUUCUGGAGAUGACGAAGUGAAACCUGUUCCAAAGCAAGAUACUGCAGCUCCGAAACCCGACACUAAUUCUGAUGAUUCUGGUGCUAUAAUAAAAACAGCUGCACAAAAAAGAGCUGAAAAGAAAGAAAGGGAGAAAAAGAAAAAAGAAGCUGAAAAAGCCAAGGCAAAAGCAAAAGCGACAAAAGAGGCAGGUAAAGGAGAAACCAAGGAGGAUGACAAGAGUGGAGAAGGGACUGGUGAGACCCAAGCUGAAACCAGCAAUGAAGAUAAGGGAGAAGGUACAGAAUCAGAACAUGUUGUAGUUACUGUAAUUCAAUUUCAAUGAUUAUAGAAGUGUUUCAUGCAGUUUGCCUCAUUUUACUUUGAGUUUUUAUUGGUGAACAAUGAUGUUGAUCUUCACUUCAAUUUGCUUUUGCAAUUACUUUGAUUUUGGUUUGACAAAGCUCAACUGAAAACUGCCCUAUGAGACCCCAUGGUUCACAAUUGUUUUAAAGUAUGUACAGUACUGCUCGCGUAUACAUUAACUACACAGACGAAUUUCAUGCGCUCCGACACAGGGUAGUCAGACGUGUAUGUAUGAUUUUUUGUGCGUGCGGUUAAAAAAAAAUGUGUGAUUCAUGUGCCUUGGUUUUUCAGUGCUAUAACUUGUAACUUGUUACUAAACUGCUUCUUCUGCAGAAGAUUUUUUAUUUGUUGUUAUUAUUUUUUUAAUUCAUUUCUUUCAUAAGGUGCAGGUGACAUGGAAGCUGACAAGACAGUACCUGAUAACCUGGAAGACAAGGGUGAAGACCAAGAAGGUGAAGAGGAUGGAGAGGAAAAAGAUAAAAAGAAAAAGAAAAAGAAGAAAAAAGGAGAGAAAGAAGAGAAGAAAGUGAAGAAGCCCAACAAGGCCUUGGUGAAACAGAUGCAGGAGCAGCUGGAGAAGCUCAAGGCUGAGGAAGAAAGAAGGAAACAGGAAGAGGAGGAGAAACAAAGAGCUCUCGAAGAGGCAGAGAACAGGAGACUUGAGAAGGUAUCAUGUCUUUUACUAUUAAACCAAUUGAUUUACUGUCUGUCAUUUCCUGCGAUGGUUUUUUUUUUGUGUGUGUGCAAAAUAUACAUGGAUAACUUUGAGUUAAUGAUUGACCUGACUUGAGUUUUUGCUUAUUGAUCAUUACUUACUUACUGAUUUGUUAUUAAUAUAUUUUUUUGUACAGUUAAGACUUGAACAGGAAAGGAAAGAGAAAAAAAAACAGAAAGAGAAGGUACAUAGGUGUGCUUUUCAUCAUUACAAACCCAGAACUUAACCCUUAAAACUUCCAAGAUCUGAUUGUUAAUUCUCCCCUCUAGCUGCUACAUUUCCUUGUGAUCUAGUUACAAGAAUUUGGUGUUAGAUCAAGAUAACUUCUACCUGAUAAGUUUGGGAAUUCUCAUUACCUGUUAGCUGGAUAUUGAAUGGAUAUUAUAAGGAAAAGUUACAUGUUAAUCACUUCUGGGAGUCAAAGAGUGAAAGCAUAUUAUUCAACCUUGAAUUGAAAAACAUAAUCAUACUCUGAAUACAGUGGUUGCACAUGGUCACUACUACCUUUCCAUGUUUUACUAGUUUAUGCACCAAUUCCACUGGCACAAAUUUUGUUAUUGAUGGCAAUUUGCAGGAGAAGAAAGAGAGGCUUAAAAAGGAAGGAAAACUCCUCACUAAAUCACAGAGGCAACAGCGAGCACAAGCUCAAGCCAUGUUAGAUUCGAUGAAAAAACAAGGUACCUAAGUGAUAAAGCAAGUUGGUUUUAGUUAACCCUGAGCAGAGUGAAUUCUCAAGCUAAGGAGUCAAGGAAAUGAUGCUGACUUUGAACAUCUUUUGUAAUUGUAGGUCUAAUCAACAUUCCGGCCCUGAAUCAACAAGAGCAGGAUGGAGUGAGGAAGCCAGUGAGGUAUGGCACAAAAAAACCAAAGAAACAGCAACAGCAGCAGCAACAAGAACAAGAUCAGGAAGAAGCAGUGCAGGCUGAGGCUGAGGAUAUUGGUAAGGAAAAUAAUUUUGUGUUUGAAAUUUAUUUUAAAAGGGCUGUGAUGCAGUUCUAAAGGUAAUCUAUUCACAUACAAGCUGUGUACAAGCCACAGAUUUUUGACCUAAACUCAGACAGACAAUAACAAAACUUGACCAAUUGAAGACUUUAUUAACGAAAAAAAUAAUAAUGAAUCAUAUCAUAACUUUGUGUGAUUACAUUUCACCCAAAACCAGAAACAACUGAAAGGGCAACUGUUGGAGAGGAGGACAAGAAAUCUGAUGGUAUGAAUGACUAAUAGUGAAUAUGAAAAUAUUUCUUUUUUUGCUAAAUAGAUGCAUAGGGAAUCUUUAAGUUCAAGAAUGUACAGUUUUUUUUUUUUUUCAUUGUAUCCUCUUCAGAGCUGCAGGAUGAUGAUGCUGAAAACGAUGAACAAGAAGAAGACAAAGAAGAGGAAGAUGAAGAAGAUGAGGAAGAAGAUGAGGUAAGUCAGUUUGGAGAAUUUGGUAUUGGAUCAACUAAUAGUCUCCUUAUCGAUAUUUUUUCUAAAUUCUUAUCUCUUGUCUGCUGGGUAUUGGGAUAAGGAAAAAAUUAUAUCAUGGCCUAUAGGAGUUUCAGGUUUAAAUCUUAAAUUCAAGUCUUGUAAGCAUAGUCUAAUUAGCCCUGGAAGCUGAAAGUCUUUCUUUGCAAAAUUUGACUCACUGUUAGUCUUCUGGUAAACUUGUGUUUGUUCUGUAGGUUAAGGAUUCCUGGGAUGUUGAUUCUGAUGAAGAAACAGAGGAAAGCACUGCUGUUAAAGGUCUGCGAUUUUCUGUACUUUCCUCUGGUAUAAAUUUCCUUCCUCCUUUUUCCAGUUUUGUGGCAACCCUUAGUUCUUAAUUCUCAUUUGUGGUCUGUCGGUUGUGAUAUCAGACGUAAUGAACAUUUAGGAGGCAGGCUCUCAUCAGAAGCGCUUCAGAACGAGCGUUAUUCGCCCGCGAAUAACUCAACAAAAUGUGUAGCCGCAUAGUAGUUCUUUACGGUCCUGUUGUGUUUGUGGUGUUUAUAUUCGUUAUUAAUUAUAAAAUGCAGUAAUCUCAACAAAAGCCUUUUUUAUUGUAGAUUCUAAUGCCAAACCAGCCGACACCGUUCAGGUACAUGACUAUUCUAUUCGUCUUUUUGUAAGAGGCGCUUAUACUUUGUACGUAACAUAACAUUGUCAGGAGAACAGUGAUUUACCAACAUUAUAACGUGUUCUAAAGAAACAAAAUGCUCACUCUAAUUGGUUGAACACCUGUUGUAAAUUGUGGCGAUAAACCUAGAGCAAUUUUUAUAAAACAAUAGAAAGAACUAUCUGUCGGUUUACCGGACACUUGGGACGUUAGCAGAAUACUAGAAAAGUUUGAAGAGGCCAGUUUAAUUUAUUACAGUCCAAUCAACAGCGAGGCCUUUCUUAAUCUGUUAUAAUUAUCCGACGGUCUUUUUGAAGGUGGAAGUCAAAGAGCCCACAGAUGUAGCUGCUGAGAGUGAAGAAGAAUCUGAGGAGAGUGAGGAAAGUGAAGAAGAAAGUGACUCUGAGGAAAAUGACGAUGACAGUGACAGCGAGGAAGAGUCGGACGACGAGGAAAGCAAAACAGAGACUGUAUGGGAAAGAAUACAGGUGGGAUUUCUUAACUUAAAUUACCAGAGAAAGAUCGAAAGAAUUACAAACAUUUAUGAUAAUCUUGCGUCUGAUAUAAAGAUAUUUUGAUGAUAUGUUAUUUUUUUUGUUUUCAGAAAAGGCAUGUGAGAGCAGAAGCCAACCGCAACACGGACAACUUGCGAUCUCCGGUUAUCUGUGUACUAGGGCAUGUGGACACCGGGAAAACAAAGAUUUUAGAUAAGGUAAAUUACUCAAUUCAAGCACAGAUCCACUUUCCACCCCUCCCUGCCCGUGCCUCUUUCCAGUGAUCCUGGAACAACCAAAGCGCAAGAAAGGGUAAGAAGGGGGGGGGGGGGGGGGGGGAUAUAGGAGGGGGCUAGCAAGGGGGUCGGGGAGCUCAUCUAAAACUCACUGUUAAGAACGAAAACACAAGUCAUUACUUUUCCUCUGACUGUCGCUCAGAUUUAACAUGCACAGUUUACAUUUCCGUGCAAUAUUCCAAAGGGAAGUUGAUAAAGAGAAAGCUUUCAAAUACAAGAAUAUCUUGAACUGAAGUGCUAUCAAUUUUAUAUGAACAGCAAAACUCACGACUUCGUUGAAGAGGAGGGAGAGGCUGGGUCGUUAGGAGAUUCUCAAGAAACAAAGCUGUGGACGGGAGUCCUGAUAGAGUGUUAACUGAAUUAAUAUUUUGUGUUUGUAGAUUCGUCACACCCAUGUCCAAGACGGAGAGGCGGGUGGGAUCACGCAACAGAUCGGUGCUACUAUGGUCCCUGUAGACGCCAUUAGAGAGCAGACGAAGAUGAUUAAAGACGUAAGAAAUGAAUGUGUUAUAUUAUUCAUCGAACGUUGGUCCUCGUCAUAAGAACCUUGCAUGCAAUUAUGAGGGUCGUUUUUCUGCAGGUGUUAUUUCUUUUGUUGCCCAGAUUCACUUGUGGGAAAUUCUAAGCGCCGAGGCUACAAACCUUAGAGAACUGGACAUCGCUUCUUUUGCACACAGUUAACAUCAGAAGAGGCUCGAAGAGCGAAAGAUAUAUCGGUUUAACUGUUUUUCAGGUCAAUUCUAAAUUGUGCUUGGGCUGAAAAAGUGUAAAUGACGUGAUUUCUGGUUUUUCGAGGUGCGAAGCAGAUGUCGUGUCUUGACAAACUAAGUGAUGGAAGUAAAUUGAUCUUUCUAGCUUCAUGAAAAAAUGUUGUUCUUAUUUCUUGUUUCAGUUCCAGUCUUUUGACAUUAAGCUUCCUGGUCUUCUUAUCAUCGACACACCAGGGCAUGAGUCUUUCAGGUAAGACUGUUUUCUCAGCACGAUUAAUGACGUGUGAUUUGAUCACAAAUAGUUAACAGACAGGAUUGCAAGUGCGGAAUUGAUCCUGAUUGUUAAACUCCAUUGAAAAAGCUGUUACAUAACGUAAAAAAGGAAAAAGGAAUUGAAACUUGAACACGUGAACCCGAUAACCUCUAACCCUUAGAUUCCAAAGAGUGACUGGCAUCUAAUUUCUCCUUACAAUAUCACCCCUGAAUCACACAUUAAGGUUAUGAGAAUAAAAGAAAUGAUCACCAACUAAGGAAGCUCUUGAUUGUUAGACAAAUUAUCCUUGUCAGAACCUUAAAUUUUGUACUGAGAAAAGUAUAGAAAAUAUGCAUACUGACCCUAGGGUUUAAAGGAUUAAAUCUUCAUGGUGUGUCUGGUUCUGUAUUGCAGUAAUUUACGUUCCCGAGGUUCAUCGCUGUGUGAUAUGGCCAUUUUAGUGGUAGACAUCAUGCACGGCUUGGAACCACAAACCAUCGAGUCACUCAACCUGUUGAAGAAGAGGAAGACUCCUUUUGUUGUGGCACUGAAUAAGGUACGACAUUUUAGUUGGUUGUCUGUUUUCAAAUUUGAAGCCCAUAGCGUAUUGUAAAGCAUCCCUGGCUGAGUAGAGAACGUUUCGAAAAAGUGAUCGAACGAAAUUUUGGCGAGGACGUGGGAUUGCUUUGUACCACAUGCAAGUAGUGGCAACUUCAAGACGAUUGAGUCGUGAAGGAUUUUUAAUUGUGAAUGAAAAACAAACCUUUAUCGUUUUGAAGGUUGACAGGCUGUUCGAAUGGAAGCGAGGACCUAAUUCUGGCAUCGUAGACACGAUCAAGAAACAGAAGAAGAACACCAAGCAAGAGUUUGAUGAACGUGUGCAGAUCGUAAUCAAAGAGUUUUCUGAGCAGGUUUGUGAUUUUCGUACUUGCCAAUCUAAUAAAACCUUUAGAUAGUCAAGUGGUAAGGAAGUCGCUCACAAAAGAGGCUAGAAUAAACCAAGAAAUGGUAAGUAUGGCACAGAACGUAAAAGAUUGACGUGAUUGCAAAUGGCGUACUUGAACAGUGACUCAGCCCCGUAGCCCUUUCACUCCCAAGAUCUAAUUAGUAAUUCUCCUUACUGUCUGCCACACAAUGCUUAUGAUGUAGGUUUGGAGAAUUUGGCAUUUGAUCAACUAACAAUUCCCUAUUUUAUAUUUUUCUUUAUUCUCAUCCCUUGUCUGCUUGAUAUUGUAAUGAUGUUAUAAAGAGAAAUUCUGUCUUGGUCACUCAAAGGAUUUAAAGGGUUCCUGCCUGUCUAACACCAUGUUUCCUCGUUUUUCGCAGGCUUUGAACGCAGCUUUGUUCUACAACAAUCCCGACCCUCGUUCGUACGUUUCGCUCGUACCCACAUCAGCUCACACGGGAGAUGGAAUGGGAGACCUCAUCUCACAAGUGGUGCAACUUACUCAAACAAGACUGGCACAGAGGCUCUCCUACUCAGAGGAUAUGGAGAGCAUGGUGUUAGAGGUAAGUGACUAGACUAUCGACUGGAAAAGCCUUGAGUUUUAGGCGUCGAGGGAGAUCAAACCCAUGUUUUUAUGAUAUUCGAUGGUUGGAGGCUACCACCAGAUGAGCGAUUUACCUUCAGAGAUAAUUGCAAAGCUGUUUAAAAUAACUACAUGGUGAUAUUACACGUUGUCGUUUUGCUUCAUUGUAAAUUGUCGCUCGUUUGAAGGAAACCUGCAAAUGAUAAUUAACAAGGUAGGACUUAACGAAAAGAGAAUGAGGACGGUCAAGGAAAACUGGAACUGAUGAACUUGAGAAAUCCAAGCUUAUUUCUCUUUAGGUGCAUCAACUCUGACCUGAAGCUCCAUCAGACGACAAUAUUCCUUGAAAGACUGGUUUUGGUCCUUCUUUUAUCCAAUGAGAAGAAUUUCAGACACUGUUUGUAAUUUUGAAGGGAAAGGCCUUCCGUAAAAUGAAAUCCUUCUCCUUUGCCAAUAGAAAGUAAUGGAGGGUAAUUUUGUCGUCGAGAUCAGCUUGUAAACCUAACAAUGUUCUAUGCCAAGGAGCAUAAAGCUCGGUUUCGAAUCCAGUCCUUGGAUAUAACUCACGGCAUAAUGUGUUUUGCGUUUUUAGGUCAAAUCACUGCCUGGUCUCGGUACCACCAUAGAUUUAAUCCUGGUGAAUGGGAAACUCAAAGAAGGGGACACAAUUAUUGUGGCUGGAAUUGAGGGUCCCAUUGUGACCCAAAUUAGGGCCCUCCUAACGCCUCAGCCCCUCAAAGAAUUACGGGUCAAAAACCAGUAUAUUAACAAUAAGGAGCUGUUGGGCGCCCAGGGAGUUAAAAUUGCUGCUAAGGACCUGGAAAAGGCCCUUGCUGGUAUACCACUGUUUGUUGCCCAGCAACCAGAUGAGGUGGAUUAUUGGAAAGUAAGGGAAAUUUUUAUUUCUUGUGUAUGGAUUUUGUGCGAUGUGAAAGUAUACAAAAAAUCCCCUUUUUCUGUUCAACGUUUCCCUCAUGGUGUAUUUAUUUCACGUUGCUCCAGAUGUGACUGAAAUUUAUUUUCUCGCUACAAUAUCCAUACUUCAUCCAGGAAUCAGGUAAUGAGAAUACUGAAGCUUAUCAGGUAGAAGUUGUUACCUUAAUCCAACACCAAAUUUACGGGGAAAAGUGUAGUAGCUAGAGAGGAGAAUUAGCAAUCACAUAUUGGCGGUCAAAGGGAUAAAGGUCUGAUUACGUAAAGUGAAAAUACGAAACUGUAGAAAGAGACUAUUGUCUUUCUUGGAUUUAGUUUAUGUACUGUUUCGCAAUAUCCAGCCUUUUUGCAGGGGUACUUUGCAUGUAGACUAACUGUGGGGCCACAUAAGCUUCAAAAUUGCAACGUGAGCUCUUUGAUCACGGUGAAAAUCGGUCUUUAAAGACAAUUCAAAUUAAAAUUGUGUCGUGUCCUUUAAGUUGUUAUUAUUGACGGCAAAUUGUGAUUCUGUUUUCUGAUUGUUAUCAGAAUGAAGUGGCCAAUAUACUACGCGACACUCUACAGUCUAUCAAGCUGUCUGAUCGUGGUGUGUAUGUACAAGCCUCUACGUUAGGAUCUUUGGAAGCCUUACUUGAAUUUCUGCGCACAUCAAAAAUUCCCGUAAGUAGCUUGUAUCGUUUUCAAAUAAAGCAAUGAUCCUUGCAAGUAAGCUUCAAUUUAUGCAAUUGCAGAAAAAAAAAAAAAGCACUAAAAAAAUUUUAGACUUCGACAAGAUUCGAACCCAGGCCUCCCAGAAACUAGUCAGGCGUUAUUACCAACUGAACUACGAAGCCUCACAAUGAAAGCGAAGCAAAUUUAGAGGAUUCUCCUGCCCCGUGAAGGAAUCUGGUACAAUACUGAUUUUCAUUUUUGUUAGAUAAGUGAUCUUGCUCUCUGAAAUGCGUUUGGUAUUUUUUGCAAUAGGCAAUUUUUUGUCGUAUAUCUUGCUGUGAUAAAUUAUUAGUCAUUCAUGUUAGGUAGAAGAUGUUAAGCAGUUUUGUUAUUUUGCAGUACUCCGGAGUGAACAUUGGUCCAGUUCACAAGAAGGACAUCAUGAAAUGUUCCACCAUGUUGGAGCACGAUAGCCAGUGAGUUCCUUUCAAUCUCAUCCAGCAAAUCUACGUCAUGGUUGCUCCUCCUCCUCCUCUAAUUAAGCUUUUCCUCUCUCAACCCUUCGCUCGACUCACACAACCACUCGUGUAGAUCAAACAGUCUGCAUCUGGGUUUGCACUUUAAAAGGUUACAGUAGUCUUAGACAUUCGUGUAUAAAUAUAUAUUACAACAAGUCAGAUUAAGAAUUGAUUAAGUACUAACCACAGAUUUUAUGUUUUUUUUUUCGUUUUGUUUUGCUUGUGUUUGUUCGUGUGUUAUAGCUACUGAUUUGCUAAAUACCACGUGUUUGUUGCGUUGCUUAGAUACGCUGUGAUCCUGGCCUUUGAUGUACGGAUAGAAAGAGAAGCGCAAGAAAUGGCUGACAAUUUGGGCGUGAGAGUGUUUUCCGCAGACAUCAUUUACCACUUGUUUGAUAAAUUUACAGCUUAUAGAGAGGUAAGAUAAAUACAGCGCCUUUCUGAAAGAAAAGUUACCUUUCCCGGGAGGGAAGGAUGGCAGAACUCUUCCAAAGUAAAUUCAUUGGAAGAGCGUAGAAUGAGUUGCAAAAUGAAAUAACGUAGGAUAAACUUAAAUUAGCUUCGAAAACCAGACCGUGAUCGUAAUAUCUUUCUCGGCCAUUCCUUUAAUUGAGUUUGUAAAGUAUUCUGGUAUCACUUUAUUAUUGAUUUACUUUUCUCUUUUUUUGGUCCAGAAACCUCGCCCACUCUAUCAAACAGUCAGGUGUAAACCUUGGUCGCCCGCGUUUUCCCGCGCUUUUAGGGGGUUUGAUCGGUUUUACGUUGAAUUUCAUUGGCUCUCUAAGUUAUUUUCCUGCCUUCUGAUUGGCUGUUGUAAUUACUUUGGUUUGGUUUUACCUAUGACACUCAAUCAAAAUGCGUUCUAUACUAGCUGAAUUAUCUAGGUAUGUUUUAAGCUCUACAGUUGCUUGAAAGCGUUUUUUCAAUGCCUUUCACCAGGAUCUAAAACAAAAGAAGCGUGAAGAGUUCAAACACAUCGCAGUGUUUCCAUGUAAGCUUCGAAUCAUGCCACAGCAUAUCUUCAACUCUCGUGGCCCGAUUGUCGUCGGCGUGGUCGUGGAGGCUGGUGUCAUAAAGGAAGGGACACCAAUAGCGAUUCCAAGCAAAGAGGUCAGUGUUGUUGUAAGGCGCUAAAAUGCUUUGUACUUCUUUUAGACCUGGUAGGUUUUAACGAAUCCAUGAUUAGCGUAACUAACUCUUAAGGCAAGAAACAUACCGGCGUAUGACUUGUUAUCAGUUUUAAGUCCGAUAUUGUAUAGUACAGUAGAGGUUUCAUUAACUUUUUUCUCCAAGCGGCCACCCAUGAUGUAAUAGGCGGCUGUGCCAUUAGGCGACACUCAAACACAUGUGCCUGCUCGCAGGUUCAACAGACGGCGGUAAGAGGUCUUUUCGGCGGCAGCAGACCGCCGGUUACUUGCUUCUAUUGAAACUCCUGUAGUAGGUAGUGUUGGAAGUGCUUUGUUGGGGGCAAGAAGUUGCGGGAGAAGCGUUCUGAAUGUGGAAAACAUUUAUCCAGUGGCAAGCGUGGGAAACUUGUAAGCGGUAAACGAGUGGGAAAGGUGUAGGUGGUGACAGGCACGCGAAAUGUCCCCGGCGACUAGUGCUGAGAACCUCUUACUGGCUCUAGGCGUAGCUAAAGAGAUGCACAUAUAUAUUUGAGAAAUCACGAAUUUGAGUAACCAGCAGAGAAACAAAUAAAUAUAAGGGGUAAGUUUCUAAAGAAACUGUGGUGCUGCAUCAAUGGGAGAGUAUAACAGGGUAAUUCUGUAUUAUCAACUGAGUCAAUAAUGUAAAUCAGCCACCGUAAAGAGUUUCAAAGCUGACGUUUCGAGCAUUAGCCCUUCGCCAGAGCGAAUCAUUCAGUUGACAAUACUAAAUUAGAGAGAAACAAUUAGUUUGUUUCACUCGGGUAGAUGAUCGAAAGCUAGCUACCUACAUGGCUCAUUCAAAGAGCAAAUUACUUCAAGCCUGUUAUUGGACGCCUUGUCAUUCUGUUGUGUGGCAGCGCUAAUCUUUGUUUUUCUUUACACGUGUAUAUUUCUGUAGUUUUUGGACAUCGGUGUCCUUACUGGUAUUGAAGCAAACCACAAGCCACUUACUGAAGCUCGUAAAGGAAUGGAGGUGUGUGUCAAGAUCGAGUCGCCCCCAGGAGAGGCUCCCAAAAUGUAUGGGCGGCAUUUCGAUCACACGGACCUGUUGGUCAGUAAGGUGAGAUUACCUAGCUUUAUAAUAUCUGCAUUAUUUCUUUUAUUUUUAAUUAUUUAUUUAUUUAUUUAUUUCCAUUAUUUUUAAUUAUUUAUUUAUUUAUUUAUUUCCAACAAAACAUUAACUCUAAUUUAUAAGGGUUGCCAUUUUACACUGGUCUACAAAUUUGUUAGCAACUGAAAUCGAAUUAAGUAAUGUGGCGAAAAAACCCGUUUGAAGCUAGAUCUUAGAAAAUUUGGGUUCCUUAGACGAUAUCGAAAGAACAUUUAUAUCAGGACAAUUGUGUUAAAUAAGAUAUUAGGUAGAUUGUGUGUGGGAUACUGAUAGAUCACGGAUAGCUUGAGAUCACUGAUAGCUGGUAGACUUGAGUUAGAGAAAAGUAUUUUAUAUCCCGCGAUUUUUCGUGCCUCAAUUCUCGUAAAUUUCCUGGUUUUAAGGGUUCCGCCUGAAGAAAAAAGGGUCAAAGGGUGUUCUGGACUCUCAUCUGAAUCAAGAAAAACUGUUAAUUUAAGUUCAUUAAAAAGCUGCACAUGUCAGCUGUUGUGAAUAGGUCACUGAUGUAGGCCCACACGACUGGGAAAAGCCUCAAGUCGCUCAUUUACCCCUAGUUUUUUGCGCAAUUUUAUUACUAUUGGGCGGAAGCGUAAAAAAUUGAAGUUACCAUGAUGCUGCGAUCUCUAUUUCAUGACUGCCGAUAGCGUUCAGUGCGUUAAAAUACUCUUUUUUUCUCGAUGUCUUACAGAUAAGCCGGGAAUCUAUCGAUGCUGUGAAGGAGUACUUCAGAGAAGAUCUACAGAAAUCCGACUGGCAGCUUAUGAUCGAACUCAAGAAAAUCUUUGAAAUUAUAUAAAUAUAGAUUAAAGAGCGUUCAGAGACUUUAAAUUUUCAAUUGUAUGUCAUGCCCUUAGUGGCCUGGGAUCUGAUUGCAUCUCUUAAGUGUCAAGAAUCUUUAAGAAAGCUUGGUUGUGGGGGAAGAGUGAUGGUUGUUUUUGCAACAACCUCUGGUGUCACGAUUUAAUUUUCUGUCCACCCUAUCAAACAACUGAGUGCAUUACAGGUACAUUUUGGACCAUGGUACAUAAAACUCUGACUUAAAGGACAAUCGUUGCUCAAUAAUUUAUAAUUACCUAGUUAAAGAAGUGCGUUGCGUGGCUGAUGUUCCAUACUGAGUCCUCUAUGAGUACAAGAAUCCUGUAUUGUACGUUGUAAACCUUAAUUUUU